Drosophila novamexicana is the source of this 2706-nucleotide messenger RNA. RefSeq names its product zinc finger protein 2 homolog. The transcript has 7 exons. The record is from RefSeq and is a predicted model, not a curated record. Bases 371 to 2146 code for a protein of 591 amino acids. NCBI's taxonomy places the organism in Eukaryota, Metazoa, Arthropoda, Insecta, Diptera, Drosophilidae. Gene Ontology annotation, cellular component: nucleus. Gene Ontology annotation, molecular function: zinc ion binding.
CAACAUCUCGAAUUGCUCAGGAUGUGGCUAAAGCAUCCCGAUUGCUGCUCCCUUCCAUUGGUGUACAGCCACAAUUUUUUUUCGAGUGGCCCAGGUUCGCAUGGCACAGUUAGGCAGCAUCCAAUUGCUUAACUUUGGCAUAAAGUUGCACAUGGAGCAGAUGUUGGCAGCCGACGCCAGCUGUGGCCAAGUUUAUAAGUUGUAUGUGUGCGGUUGUAUGUUUUAGAGUUAUUUCUGAAGUUGCAUAACUUUGCGUGGGCACGAAAACAAACCCAUAAGUACAUAUGUAUGUAUGUCUGCUGACUAUUGCAAUUUGGACCUGGGCGUCACGGAUUGAUGUUGACUGCUCAGUUUGUUUAUUGCUGCAGCCAUGGAAACGUGUCGCACUUGUGCAAGGUGCGAUUUCGAAAAUGGCAACAACUAUUGGCUGGACAUGUUCCAUCCAACGCGUUGGCAGAGCGAGAUGGCGCAAAUACGCUUGGAGUUUGUCAACUGGAAGUUACAGAUCUCACCAAACGAUGGACUGCCCCAAAAAAUUUGCAGCGAUUGCUUUACAAAAUUCUGCUCCAUAUACACUUUUCGUAUGGCCUGCCAGGACGCACAGUUAAAGUUGUCGAAUAUUUUUGAUAAAAUAGAUGCGAAUUCGCUCUAUGAUAAAAACGACGAGGACAAUAUUGAGGUGGAUGUGGAUGAAAUAAAAGCCGCGACCGAAAUAGUAACAGAAACAACGACAACAACACAAAACACUGCCAAUAUUGAGGCCAACACGCAAACACCCAUAGAAAUCUUUGUGGAAACGAUUAGCAUCAACGAAUCUGAAUCCUUACAGCCAGAUGAGGAAACCGAUUUAGCUUCAGAUUACAACACAUUAAACAUAAGCUAUGCUUGUAAAUUUUGUCACAAGCCACAGGAAAGCUUUGAGCUGCAGCACCUAUUACUAGAGCACAUUAGUAACGCACAUGAUCCGGAUCAGCCCUACAACUGUCCGGAGUGCACAGAGUGCUUCCAAGAUGCCGCAUCGCGUACGGUGCACAUGAAGAGCAUUCAUGUGGUAAAGCAUCACACCUGUGAGGUGUGCGGCAAAAAGUACGGAGAUCGUCAUAAUCUCGACCAUCAUAUUGAAAAAUAUCACUCGGAAACGGAUUUCGAGUGCAGCCUGUGCGAGAAACGUUUCUUUACGCGUAAAAGCUUGCACUACCACAUGAACUGGCACAAUCCGGAGCGCCAGCUCAGAUGUCGCCACAGCGGCUGCGACAGGCUGUUUAUCAACCAACGACAUCUCAAGUGUCACGAGGCAACGCACUCAACGGGCCCCCGCAAGAGCGAAUACUGCGGCUUCUGUGGUAAAGCUUUCAUACACGUUAAAACUCUACGUUGGCACAUCUAUCGACAGCAUGGCGGAGAGAAGCCUUUUAAGUGCGCCAACUGCACUGAGGUUUUUGGCUCCUAUGCGGAAAAGCGCUUACACAUGCUGGAGCAGCACACGGAAAAUCUGACUCAUCAGGAGCGCAGCGAAUGCAUGUUUCAGUCCUGUCGCCAGGAGUUCGACACCGAACAGGAGCUCAUCCAGCACAUGAGCGUUGAGCAUGUGCAGCGCGAACCCUCCACCCCGAUAAUUGCGAAUAAUAAACGCGUGCUCCAGUGCAAACGGGAGCGACAGUAUACGGGUCUCUUCCAGUGCGGCAGCUGUACGCAACGUUUUAACAUGAAGUCCGCCCUGGAGCGGCACAUGGCUGUCCAUUCUGCUGACCGGCUGCAUGCCUGCCCGCACUGCUCUAAGCGGUACAAGCGUGCCCAGGACCUGAAGUGGCACAUGAAGACGCACGCCAAUGAGAAGCCCAAUGUGUGCGAUGUCUGCGGCAAGGCGUUUGCCCUGAAAUAUGUGCUUACCCAGCAUAUGCGCAGUCAUGAGGUUCUCGAGAAGAACUUCAAGUGCGAGACCUGCGGACGGGCCUAUCUGUUUGAGAAGUCUCUGCGUCUGCAUCAGCGCGUUCACACGGGCAACACCUACUACAAGUGCGAUUUGUGCCAGGAGCGUUUUGUCACUCACAUCAAAUUUAAAACUCAUAUGAAAAAGACACAUGAUAGCAGCCAGUCGCAUGCCAAAGAUACGCUGGAUGAUUUGAUCAACAUUGUGAUUUCCUGAAUUGUACCAAUGAUAUAGUCCAAGUGGAACAGCAAAAAGAAAACUAUUAUUCAGUUAGCAAAGCAUCAAAAAUACUGGAAUACUAUAAGGGUGAAAACGCUUUCAAAAAGUCACGCCCAGCACAGAAUUUUUAAAUCGUAGACCCUCCAUUCAAUCCUAUCAUUAGACUUAACUUGAAUACACAUUCAUAUAUGGAUCAUGCACAGGGUACUGUUAUCUGUAUGCAAAAUUCAUAGAACUAUAUAUAUUUCCUUUGUACUUUACUCUCAUUCUGCAGCAUUAGCUCUAAGCUCUCACAUAACGUAUUUUUUCCAUCCAAAUCUUUAAUCUUGAAUACCUAUUUCCAUGCCAUUCACAUAAUGCACAAAUAUGACCAUUUGGUGACCAUUUUAGUUUUAAGAAAAAAGUUUAAAAAAUGUAUUUAUGCUCGAAAAAGAAAUUGCAUUUAUUUAAAAAGAAGUAAACACAAAUAUUUACAAUUACAAUUAUGAGAUACAAUGUAUUAUAAGAAAUAUCAACACCUGUAGUAAUGUAUAUAAGUUGUGUUAGUGCAAAAUAUG